Engraulis encrasicolus (European anchovy) is the source of this 928-nucleotide messenger RNA. RefSeq lists its product as uncharacterized. The record is from RefSeq and is a predicted model, not a curated record. Bases 192 to 725 code for a protein of 177 amino acids. Gene Ontology annotation, biological process: intracellular iron ion homeostasis; iron ion transport. Lineage: Eukaryota; Metazoa; Chordata; Actinopteri; Clupeiformes; Engraulidae. The transcript is spliced from 4 exons. Gene Ontology annotation, cellular component: cytoplasm. Gene Ontology annotation, molecular function: ferric iron binding; ferrous iron binding.
CCAUUUUAUUAUCGUCUUGUGGUAGACGCUAGAAGAAGUUCUUGCUUCAACAGUGUUUGAACGGAGCUUCUUUCCUUCGUCUUGGACAUCGCUGCAUUGCUUACUUUGUACAAAGUAGACUAGUAACACUAGUAACAGAUUCUAUAUUUUUCUACGGAUAAUUUUGAUAAGAAAACAAGGAAAGUGCCAAAAUGGAGACUUCUCAGAUUCGCCAGAAUUACCACCGCGACUGCGAGGCAGCCAUCAACCGCAUGAUCAAUAUGGAGCUCUUUGCUUCCUACACCUACACCUCAAUGGCAUAUUAUUUUGCCCGUGACGAUGUCGCACUUCCUGGAUUUGCCCACUUCUUCAAAGAAAACAGCGACGAGGAGCGCGAGCACGCUGAUAAACUGCUGGCCUUCCAGAAUAAAAGGGGCGGGCGCAUCUUCCUUCAGGACAUCAAGAAGCCAGACCGGGAUGAGUGGGGCAGUGGAUUGGAGGCCAUGACGUGUGCUCUUCAGCUGGAGAAGAACGUCAACCAGGCCCUCCUCGACCUGCACAAGAUCUCGUCCGAAAAAGGAGAUCCACAUCUCUGUGACUUCCUGGAGACUCACUACCUGGGCGAGCAGGUGGAGGCCAUCAAGAAGCUGGGAGAUUACGUCACCAACCUCACCAAGAUGGACUCUGCCAACAACAAGAUGGCCGAGUACCUCUUCGACAAGCACACCCUGGGUGGCAAGAGCUAAAUGUUAAAAACAAAAAAAAUCGCAACCACAAAAAAACGCAGUCAUCACGCCAAGGUUGCCUAGUUCUGCUUGAUUAAUCAUUAAUCUGUCACUUUGUUUUAUUUGGCUAAUCCUAAAUGGGCACACAAAAUGAAACCGGCUGGAAUAGAAACUGAUUUUAAGAUGGCUGUUGCCAAUCUGAUGAAUAAACAUUUUGAACCGAU